Molecule: messenger RNA, 4590 nt
Organism: Linnemannia hyalina
Lineage: Eukaryota; Fungi; Mortierellomycota; Mortierellomycetes; Mortierellales; Mortierellaceae
Source: the annotation of a GenBank genome assembly
AUGGCGAGGCCAAAGGCUCUGAUCCUGAUUCAAGAGCGCGCUGAAAUUAAUAAGUCUUCAGAGACAGUCGUUUCGGACUCGGACUUUGCUCCCGACAAAGACGAAUGGCAGCAUAUGCUUGACACGGAGGAUUACAACGAGGAGGAGGCUGUCAGGCACGCUAUCCAACAGAGUCUUCAAGACCACAACAGAACACCAGUAUUUGGACAAGGAGACAACAGCGGCAGCAGCAACAGUGGAAGUACCAGCAACACCACCCAACAAGCCCCCAAUAGCACCAGAAAGUCUACCUCUCGAGCACCCCCGUCAACUCAGUCAACAAGCGUCAAAAGCGGAGUGGGCAAAAUUAGUGGCAAAAAGGGUCAAAUGCUGAUUGACCCGUGGCUGUCAGUCGAUGUCUCAGGCACAGACGAAGACAAGAAUCAACCUCCUUACUCAAACGCCACUCCCCAGCCCUUCCCCAACCGCCGCCAAAUGAAUGAGAGCUCGCGGCGGACCUCGCUGGGACGGUCAAAAUACGAAAACGAGCCAAUGGUGCUGUUGUCGACAACCUCUAUGACUCCUCUCCGUGACGCUACUCCUGCCCCCAGAUUCGCUCCGCCCAGGCGGCAACCCGACGUCAUUGAAGUCAUUGGGUCCGAUAAUGAUGAGCCUGAGAUCGAAGUAACUCAGGUGAUCAGGCCCCCCAAGUCUAGACGACUCAGUGCACGCCACAACAAGGACAAGGGCAAAGGAAUGGAUAGGCCUGCACGCGCAAGUUCUGUUCGCUCGGUCAAUGUCAUUUCCAGCAGCGAGGACGAAUCACAUCACAUACCGAUAUCUCCCAAUAGAGGUAGGGGAGUCACCAUCGCAAGUACAAGUGAUGAGGACCAGGAUGAACUCUCGCGCGACACAGGAAAGAACGCAUUGAGACUCGAUACCCACAUGAGACAUUUGCCCCGCCACACCAUCUCAGAUGACAGUAUAUCCGUAUCUCCCUCAGCAGAGGAUGUCCAUGACAUGUCUCCCCAGCCUGGAUCAACCAACAAGAUGCCCUGGUCGAUUGCCGAAGGUGCCGAGCGGGACAUUGUCCUGUCGACGCCCACAUCAAAGCAAAGGACGCGGCACUACAACAUGGUGCUGGAUUCUGAGGAUGAAGUAUCGGACGAUCAAGAUGACCCGCUUAUCAAAUGGUCUGAGAAGAGGAGACAGCGGUCAGCAAGCGCCAAACACCUGAGGCUCCCAAAGAUCAACUCUAUUUUGACAGAUACUGAGGAGGUCUCAGCACUACUCGAUUUGGUGUCCGACUCUGAGAAGGAACAGGAUAUGCUGAAACCUGCGCUUGCUGCCCCGAUGGAACCAACACACUAUGAUGGCGACCUUGCUGCUGCCCAACAACCUCCACGAGAAGAGGUCGAUCCGGAGAUGGACAAGGUUCUUGCUACCGUCAUGUCUCAGGAUUGCUUUGAUCUCUCUACCUCAACUCCAGCUUUUGACGUUAUGAGCGACAACCCGGAUGACUCGACUAGCAUCCAACUUACAAAACCUCGUCCAUUGGUACUGGGCGAACUGUCGCAGCCAAAGGAGAGUCCGCAGCAUGUGCAGGAGGGGCAUCAGAAAUUACGAGAGACGUUGAUGUUCACGGACGAUAUUGAGGAGUGUUCCCCGUCACCUCCGCCUGGGACACGACGAGGCAGGAUUGCGAAGAACCCAUUCUCCAACUAUGCGAUCUUUGAUCAGGUCAAGAAGAAGUCCCCUGCCGGAUCGGACAAGAAACCGCCCGAGGACGAUAUGCGACUGUUGCAGAAAGCGGGCGAGGUGUUUGCUGGGAAGAGAUCGCGGAGCGAUGCCUUGGAUUUUGGCGAGAAUGCAGACAACGCGGAAGAGGAGGAAGAAGAGCUGGAUGACCCACGGGCGAGACGGCGGUCAGGACAAUACGGCCUUCGAUCACCCUCCAAGAAGACUCGACUCUCAGAGAUUAUACCCAACAAGGCGGUGAUGGAGUCUGUCCUGAAGCAAGCAGCUGCCCAUGCUCGUCAGCAGGAACGGGCAGCGCGUACAACACCCAACCCCCCGACAAGGACAGAGACUGUCGAAUCCAUCUCAGUCUUCUCGGACUCUCAGCCAACUCAGACGACCCAGUCAAGUCUUGCCCGUGUGAAGUCCCAAGUCGACGAUCUUGAAGAGAUUUCUGACGACGCAUGGACGCAGCAGGCAACCAAGGGCCGCCAUCAGCGUCCAGGUGGGUUUCGCGUCAUGGGUUCCCUUAAUCUGGUUCCGCGCCCUGCACCCGCCGCUACCAACAUCAAUAACCAACCCAUCAAAGCAGCAGUGGACAGUCCACCCUCACCACCGCUCCCAGCCCAGCAUCAAGGGGAAGAAGUCAUGGAGGAGAUGUUGGACGGAUACAUGUCGCCGACGCUCUCGCAGAACAUGCUGGAGAUCUGCCCCAUUUGUCAACAAAAGAUCCCUGCCGACGAGAUGAUGGCACACGUCGAUCAGGAACUGCUCGCCCACGACCAGCAAGAGGAAGAAGCAAGGCGGAGACAGGAUGAGGCUUUGGCUCGGGAGUUGACAGAAACCGGGGAGGCAACACGAGUGUGGGAGACGAUACCGAGUGAAGAUGAGACAGAUGUUUGGGAGAUUGCGCCAGGCCAGGGAGCAGCACAAGGCUGGGAGGCAUCGCAGGCCUUCCGUACUCAAAGCGAUGUGGUCGCUCUGGACUCUCUAUCAGGCGGUGGUCAAUUGACCCAGACACCACCAAAGCCCCAUCUCGACCGACACAAACGAGCCGUCGAAAAAUCCAGCAGCUCUCGGAACAAUGCUGUAUCUCUGGAAACACCGACACGUAAAGUGGGCCAUCUGUCGCUUGAGUCGCCCGCCUCCGCGUUGAAGCGACCAGGCCAGGGCUAUCCACGCGACGACAGCUUUUCUGACGCGUUUUCAGGAGCCGCUGAGGACCGUUCAUUUAUCAUUGAGGACGAUGAUGUCUCCAACACGUACGACCUCUCUGGAAUGGACAGCACGUCUAGUCAAAGCGCGUUUUACAUCCAGCCAGGCCAGAAACUGCGGGACGACAGCUCAUCCGAAGCUUACAUCUCGAUACGAUCCAACACUCGAAAGACCGCCACAGGAGCCUCAUCGCGAACGCCAACCAAGAAAACAAGACGUGAGAAAGCGCCAUCGCCAACCGUCAUCCCCGCUGGGCGCCCGGUUGUGAAUGAACAACCUACGGACGAUGACCUGGACGACCUUUUACUUCAACCAGAGCCGGCAUCGAUGCUGAACCGAUCAUUCAGGACCAAGCACAAGGCGGCGGAAACCAUUGCGACAGGCAAGAGUCCGUUUAGGCGCAAGUCUCUCACCAAACCAGCAGGCUCAUCAAGUAAAAAGACGGCGAGAGAACCUAUCAACCUUGAUGAUUCCGAGGACGACGACAUCAUUGUGGAGUCCAAGCCGGUCACAAAAACGCUCAGAGGAUCCAAGGCCAGAUCCAGCGUCCUCGACAAUCUCCUUCCGGAAAGAGUCAGACAACAGCGUCAGGAACAAAUCAAGGAUGCACGACGUCGGCGCUCUGGUGGUCUUACGGAAGAAGUAGACGAUGAUGAGAUCGAGGUUGGGCGGAAGCAACCUAUCGCGGAGAAGCUGUGGAACCAGGAAGACGACCUCUUUGACUCGGAGCAGCUGGAUCGACGUCAAGUCAAAGGUGUUGGUCUCGGGGGAGUCAUUGGCGGGAUUGGCGCGGUUGCAGGAUCUCUGAAUGUCUCCAAGAUUACCAAGAAUGCCACUGAAGUCGCUUCUGCCGCAGCAGAAAAUGCCAGUCAAAGAGCGACCCCCUCUGCUUCGUCGAAGGGAAAGGCUGUUGACAGGAACGGUGGACACAACUACUUGGACUAUGACGACAGUCCUUUUGCCGGUCCAUCUUCAUUCGAGUACGACGACCCGAACUACGGACUGAAUAGCCAGGAUUUGUGGGAUGCUGUCGACCCUGAUCGUCGUAUGCGAGACGAGCGGGCUGCCGAAGAAGAUGGUGAGCAUGGUGAGGAGGAGGAUGAUGAACUACGCUUGUCCCCGUUGAACGACUUUGUGGAUCUGCGGAAACAUCAGGAUAACCCAGAGAUGGCUAUGUACUUUGCGCAAUUCGGCAUGGCUGACGGUGCUGAUUACCCGACUGGUGGCCGGGCAGGGGGUCGUGGACGCGGACGUGGACGAGGUCGAGGUCGCGGAAAGAAUGCCGCCUCGGCAGCUAGCAGAUCGUCAGGAGAAGGAAGCGGUGUGAGCUUUGGGCCAGGAAUUGGACGCAUGUCGACUACGAUGGGUGUCAACGGAGGAGCAGGACAAGCUGUUUUGACCGACCUUGGAAUUCAGUCUGGUCCGAACGGAACCAACAACAAUCUGUUUGGAGCUGAUGGGGCGCCGUUUGGAGCGCCAUCUGGAGGGUAUGCUUUGACAGCCAACGGAAGUAUGGCGGUUCGAAGCAAGCCCACCGAAAAGAGAACGAGCGGCGCUGCCAAAGGUGGUUGGAAGGGUCGUGGCGGCUGGCGAGGAUGGCGAAAAUCUGGUGGUGGUGGUGCACGAGGGCGUGGUCGUGGACGAGGUCGUGGCGCUUGA